Messenger RNA from Rattus norvegicus (Norway rat), 1523 nucleotides. RefSeq names its product docking protein 4 (gene Dok4). Gene Ontology annotation, biological process: regulation of intracellular signal transduction; enzyme-linked receptor protein signaling pathway. The transcript is spliced from 9 exons. Lineage: Eukaryota; Metazoa; Chordata; Mammalia; Rodentia; Muridae. Bases 294 to 1271 code for a protein of 325 amino acids. The record is from RefSeq and is marked provisional.
CCGCUGGAUCCGGAGCUGGCGGCUGCGCUUCGCUCCAGUCUACAACCGGAGCGGCGCGCUGCCACCCCACCUUCCCAGCCGCGCCGGGUCGAGACCCGGGCAUGAGCUCGCCCCGCGUCCCGCGGAGCCAGCGCCUCCGGCGCCUAGCAGGAGCUGGGCGAAGGAGCCGCUAGAACAAUGCUGAGGUGGGGGAGGUGAGGAGUGUCUUAAACAGGUGAUCAGGGGAGACCAAGCCACCUGGGCACCCUCCCCGGACUCAGCCCAGCCGGCACCCCAAAGACAGUGGGGCAACCAUGGCGACCAAUUUCAACGACAUCGUCAAGCAAGGCUAUGUGAAGAUGAAGAGCAGGAAGCUUGGGAUUUACCGGAGGUGCUGGCUGGUGUUCCGAAAAUCUUCCAGUAAGGGGCCCCAGCGGCUGGAGAAGUAUCCUGAUGAGAAGUCAGUGUGCCUCCGAGGCUGCCCCAAGGUGACUGAGAUCAGCAACGUCAAGUGUGUCACGAGGCUCCCCAAGGAGACCAAGAGACAGGCGGUGGCCAUCAUAUUCACGGAUGACUCUGCUCGCACCUUCACUUGUGACUCAGAGCUGGAGGCAGAGGAGUGGUACAAGACACUGUCAGUAGAGUGUCUGGGAUCACGGCUCAAUGACAUCAGUCUGGGAGAGCCAGACCUCCUGGCCCCAGGAGUACAGUGUGAGCAGACAGAUCGCUUCAAUGUCUUCCUGUUACCCUGCCCUAACCUGGACGUGUAUGGCGAGUGCAAACUGCAGAUCACUCACGAGAACAUCUACCUCUGGGACAUACACAACCCCCGCGUGAAGCUCGUCUCGUGGCCCCUCUGCUCUUUGCGCCGUUAUGGCCGAGAUGCCACACGAUUUACCUUUGAGGCGGGCAGGAUGUGUGACGCUGGGGAAGGACUCUAUACCUUUCAGACACAGGAGGGGGAGCAGAUUUACCAGCGGGUUCACAGUGCCACCCUGGCCAUCGCUGAGCAGCACAAGCGGGUCCUGCUGGAAAUGGAGAAGAAUGUGAGGCUGCUGAACAAGGGCACCGAGCACUACUCCUAUCCCUGUACACCCACGGCCAUGCUGCCCCGCAGUGCGUACUGGCACCAUAUCACGGGUUCUCAGAACAUCGCUGAAGCCUCCAGCUAUGGUGAAGGAUAUGGGGCAGCCCAGGCCAGCUCAGAAACAGACCUCCUGAACAGAUUCAUCCUGCUUAAGCCAAAGCCUAGGCAGGAGGACAGCAGUGAGACCAAGACCCCUCCCCAGUGACAGCUGCUAGGCUGCAAGAACUCACGACUGCUGGGCCACUUGCUGGAGGACAGCUCACUGCAGCAGUCCAUGGACAGCCUCAAGGAGCUGGUGGCCAAGAGCCAGAGAGCAAGCUGUCCCUCUUGCCCUCAAGGGUGAGGCUGGACCUCAGUACAUGGCUGGCCACACCACCUGAGCAUGAGGGGCUAGAGCCACCGUGGAACUAUACACUGUUAAUGGUUUUAAUAUAUAUGGCUUAUAACAUAUUCUGUA